Prunus mume (Japanese apricot) is the source of this 1796-nucleotide messenger RNA. Its product is annotated as alpha/beta-Hydrolases superfamily protein. Gene Ontology annotation, biological process: lipid catabolic process. NCBI's taxonomy places the organism in Eukaryota, Viridiplantae, Streptophyta, Magnoliopsida, Rosales, Rosaceae. The record is from RefSeq and is a predicted model, not a curated record.
UUUAAAUAAAUAAUAAAAAAAGACACAAACGCAUGUUAGCGAUGGCCUAAGCCUUAAGACAAGCACCCAUUUCUCACUGUUUCACUGUCUCUCCCGCGUGAAAUCCUCCGUCGUCAAAAUCUCAUGAGCUCACAAAAUUAAUAGCAGACGAAACACAAAACCCACUUCACCAAAUCUUCAACCUUGCCAGAUCAGCAGAGCAAUGUCGGUGGCGUGCGGCAUGGAGUGCGUGGUGAUGUUGGGCUGUAUGCGCUGGGUGUGGCGGCGCUGCACCUACAUCGGCGACGACGACAGCGCCACGUGGACAUCCGCCACCCCCGUCGAGUUCGACCCCGUCCCCCGCAUCAGCCGCUUGAUCCUCGCCGUCUACGAGCCCGAUCUCCACCACCCCAACUUCAUCCCCACCGUCGGAUUCCGCCCCAACCCCGACUGGGUCGUCAAGCGCGUCACCUACGAGCAGACCCACGGCCACGCCCCGCCCUACCUCAUCUAUGUCGACCACGACCACAAGGAGCUCGUCCUCGCGAUCCGCGGCCUCAAUUUGGUCAAAGAGAGCGACUACGAGCUCCUGCUCGACAACAAGCUCGGAAUGCAGAUGUUCGAUGGCGGGUACGUGCACCAUGGCCUGUUGAAGUCGGCGAUUUGGCUGCUCAACGAAGAAGACGAGACUUUGAAGCGGCUGUGGCUCGAGAACGGCUCUAAUUACGACAUGGUGUUCGCCGGCCACUCUUUGGGGUCUGGUGUGGCGGCUCUGUUGACUGUGAUUGUGGUGAACCACAGGAACAGGCUGGGUGGGAUCCCCAGAAGCAAGGUCAGGUGCUACGCGCUCGCUCCCGCGCGUUGUAUGUCGUUGAAUUUGGCCGUCAAGUAUGCCGAUGUUAUAUACUCUGUGGUUUUGCAGGAUGAUUUCUUGCCAAGAACUGCCACCCCCUUGGAGGAUAUUUUCAAGUCAAUUUUUUGCUUGCCCUGCUUGUUAUUUUUGGUUUGUUUGAGAGAUACCUUCAUACCAGAAGGUAGAAAGCUUAGAGAUCCCAGAAGGCUUUAUGCACCCGGCCGGAUGUAUCAUAUUGUAGAGCGCAAAUUUUGCAGAUGUGGGAGGUAUCCUCCAGAAGUCCGAACUGCCAUUCCUGUUGAAGGGAGAUUUGAACAUAUUGUCUUGUCAUGUAACGCUACAUCUGAUCAUGGAAUUAUCUGGAUAGAAAGGGAAGCAGACAAGGCUUUACAAAGAAUGAAGGAAAGUAGUUCAGAGACCAUAACGACUGCUCCAAAAGUACAAAAACUAGAAAGGUUGCAGACCAUUGAAAAAGAACACAAAGAUGCAUUGGAAAGAGCUGUCAGUUUGAACAUACCUCAUGCGGUAACAUCCAACGAGGAAGCCGCCGAAGACCAAGAACCAGAGGAUCCAAAGAGUGAGACUGAGAGUAAAGACCCUCCGGACACAAAGUCAAAGUCCACUGGGGGAAGGGCGAAGUGGGAUGAUGUAGUUGAAAAGCUUUUCAAGAAAAAGGAGUCUGGGGAUGUACUGCUAAAUAGAGAUUCAACUGCCCCAGAAUAGUGGCAUUUUUUCUUUCAGUUUCUAUUUGUCUUUCGUAUUUGAGGUUUAGGUUUUUGUGAAUAUUUCAUGAUUCAUUCUUUUGUAGUUGUUUACUUUCAACUUCGUUUUUUCGGUACAUUUCCUACCCGCUUUACAGUAUAUUAGAAUUAGGGUUUGUACAUUUUAUAGGUAAAAGAGUUGUGAUUACAUACAACUACAGGGUCCAGGAGAGAAUUACCAUUGCAGAAAAUACUCAUAUUUA